AUGUCAACUGUUCGUCAAUCAAUGCGUCUUGCUAAAAAGCGAGCAACUGUUAAUAGUGGUGAUCGAAAACAAUCAAAAUUGAUUGCAAAUCAACAAGAAAAAGAAAUUGAACAACAUAGUAGUCAACGAUCAUACAGUAGAAGACGUAUAACAGUAAAGAAAGAGAAGAAAAAAGAACAUGUUGAUGAUGAGACAAUAGAUAAAUCAGAUUCUAUAGUUAUUAUUAAUCGUGCUCCAGUUUUAACUCUUUGGUCAGCCUUAGUAGCAAAAAAACUCUACGAUAUACGAUGGGAGAAUGCACUGACUAUUGGACGACGAUUAGCCGGACUGUUAGCACAAUCAAAGGGACGCUCGAUUGGAAUAUUUGAACCAAAAGAACCUAUAAAUGAAGAAACACAACCAAGAAAGAAAAGGAAACAAAAUGAUAAAACACUAAAAGUAUUGGGUAUCAAUGUUCCUAUUAAAGAUACAGUCAAUGGUCCAAUGGCUGUGAAUUAUGAUAAAUUAGUUUCAACUAAACAAGCUGAAACAUAUAUCAGUAAUGCCUUCCAAGAACAAUUAGAUAAUACAAUACAAGCUAUGGAAAAAUUGAUUGAAGCUUGUUCAAAAAACGGCGAUGAACUUCAACGUGAUGCCUAUCAGUUGUAUGAAGAAUUUCGUCCAGAGGUGGCUACCGGUAAAAAAGGAUGGGGUAAAAAAGGCAUAUUGGACUUAAAUAAAAUUAUAGACUUAACUCAUCGCACAAGAAAAUAG
Molecule: messenger RNA, 753 nt
Organism: Didymodactylos carnosus
Lineage: Eukaryota; Metazoa; Rotifera; Eurotatoria; Philodinida; Philodinidae
Source: the annotation of a GenBank genome assembly